CUGGGCCGGAGGCUGUGAGCUGCCGCGCGGCCCCGGGAGGCGGCGGGCCCUGGCCACCGCGGAGGCCCCGGAGCCGGCCGGAGCCGGCGCUGAGGAGGGGCCAUGAGCUGGUUCAACGCCUCGCAGUUGUCCAGCUUCGCCAAGCAGGCCCUGUCUCAGGCCCAGAAGUCCAUCGACAGGGUCCUGGACAUCCAGGAGGAGGAGCCGAGCGCCUGGGCCGAGGCCAUCCCGUACGGCGAGCCGGGAAUAAGUCCCCCUGUGAGUGGAGGAUGGGAUACUUCAACCUGGGGAUUGAACUCAAGCACUGAACCUCAGAGUCCACCAACAGCCUCUCCUAAAGCAAUUACAAAGCCAGUUCGAAGGACUGUAGUAGAUGAAUCUGAAAAUUUCUUCAGUGCCUUUCUCUCCCCAUCAGAUGUCCAGACCAUUCAGAAGAGUCCGGUGGUGUCAAAACCUCCGGCUAAAUCACAGCGUCCAGAAGAAGAAGUGAAGAGCAAUUUACAUGAAUCAUCGUCUCCUGGCCAGUCCAGAACUUCUGAAACAGCUGAGUCAGAAGUGAGAGACUCUGUGUGUGUCUCAGGAGACACUCCUGCUGUGAGCACUCCAUCCCCUGUACCUGAAGGCAAGCAUGCAGAAACUGCUAGUCAGGAGUCUGAGGCGAAGGUGCCCACUGUGCGAUUGAAAGCGUCUGAAAAUGUAGUGAAUGUAAACACAACAACAGAAGAUGUAUCUACCACAUCCACCCAGUCUCUCACAGCAGACACUAAGGAUAUGGCUUUGGAACCUAAGGAACAAAAGCACGAAGACAGACAGAGCAAUACACCUUCUCCUCCUGUUAGCUCCUUCUCAUCGGGCACUUCGACCACCAGUGACAUUGAAGUUUUAGAUCAUGAGAGUGUAAUAAGUGAGAGCUCGGCUAGUUCAAGGCAAGAGACUUCAGAUGCGAAGUCAAGUCUUCACCUCAUGCAGACAUCCUUUCAGCUGCUCUCUGCAUCUGCUUGUCCUGAGUAUAGCCGCUUAGAUGAGUUCCAAAAGCUCAACGAGAGUUGCUGCUCGUCGGAUGCUUUUGAAAGAAUAGACUCGUUUAGUGUGCAGUCUCUAGAUAGCCGGAGUGUAAGCGAAAUCAACUCAGAUGACGAGCUGUCAGGCAAGGGCUAUGCUUUAGUGCCUAUCGUAGUGAAUCCUUCGACCCCAAAGUCCGCAGUAGUAGAACCCGCUGAAGAAAAGGCUGAAGAAGAGGAGGGAAACGAAACGUUGAUUGCACCUUCUGAAGAAGCAGAAUUAGAGGAAAGUGGCCGAAGUGCUACUCCUGUUAACUGUGAACAGCCAGAUACGUUGGCUUCCCCUACGCCAGUAAACGAAGGGCAUCUUGUCUCUGGCCCGGCCGCUGAGCAAUGUGAAGCUGCUGACAGUCAGCCGGAAGCACUGCCUGAGAAAGAAGACAUUUGCAAGACAGUUGAAUUUCUGAAUGAGAAACUAGAGAAGAGGGAAGCUCAGUUAUUAUCUCUUAGUAAGGAAAAAGCACUUCUAGAAGAAGCUUAUGAUAACUUGAAGGAUGAAAUGUUUAGAGUAAAAGAAGAAAGUAAUAGCAUUUCUUCCCUGAAAGAUGAAUUUACCCAAAGAAUUGCAGAAGCAGAAAAGAAAGUUCAACUAGCCUGCAAAGAGAGAGAUGCUGCUAAGAAGGAAGUGAAAACCAUAAAAGAAGAACUUGCCACUAGAUUAAACAGUAGUCAGACUGCAGACCUCUUGAAGGAGAAAGAUGAACAGAUUCAAGGGUUAAUGGAAGAAGGAGAAAAACUUUCAAAACAGCAGCUACAUAAUUCUAACAUCAUUAAGAAAUUAAGAACUAAAGACAAAGACAGUGAAAAUGUUAUUGCAAAGCUGAACAGGAAAACUAAGGAGCUGGAAGAGGAGUUACAACAUUUAAGACAGGUCCUUGAUGGCAAAGAAGAAGUUGAGAAACAACAUAGAGAAAAUAUUAAAAAAUUAAAUUCUGUGGUAGAACGCCAAGAGAAAGAUCUUGGCCGACUUCAAGUAGACAUGGAUGAACUUGAAGAAAAGAGCCGAAGUACUCAGGCUGCCCUAGAUAGUGCAUACAGAGAACUUACUGAUCUUCACAAAGCCAAUGCUGCUAAGGACAGUGAGGUGCAGGAAGCUGCUUUGAAGCGUGAGAUGAAGGCUAAGGAAGAACUUUCUGCAGCACUGGAGAAGGCCCAGGAAGAAGCCCGUCAGCAGCAAGAGGCCUUAGCGCUUCAGGUGGGGGACCUUAGGCUCACAUUGCAACGGGCAGAGCAGGCAGCUGCCAGGAGAGAGGAUUAUUUACGCCACGAGAUCAGUGAACUUCAGCAGAGACUCCAAGAAGCAGAGAAUCGAAAUCAAGAACUGAGUCAAAGUGUUUCAUCAACAACAAGACCAUUGCUUCGACAGAUAGAAAAUUUGCAAGCAACUCUAGGGUCUCAGACUUCCUCGUGGGAAACGCUAGAGAAGAAUCUUUCUGAUAGGCUUGGUGAAUCGCAGACUUUGCUGGCUGCAGCAGUUGAAAGAGAACGAGCAGCUACAGAAGAACUCCUUGCCAACAAAAUCCAGAUGUCUUCGGUGGAGUCACAGAAUGCUCUCUUACGGCAGGAAAACAGUAGACUUCAGGCCCAGCUAGAGUCAGAGAAGAAUAAACUACGAAAACUGGAAGACGAAAAUAGUCGGUACCAGGUUGAGUUAGAAAACUUAAAAGAUGAAUAUGUAAGAACACUUGAAGAGACAAGGAAAGAAAAGACACUGUUGUGCAGUCAGUUAGAAAUGGAAAAAAUGAAAGUUGAACAAGAAAGGAAGAAAGCCAUUUUCACUCAAGAAGCAGCGAAAGAAAAGGACCACAAACUGUUUUCUGUUUCUAGUACUCCCACCAUGUCACGCUCGAGCUCUAUAAGUGGAGUAGAUAUGGCAGGGCUCCAGACAUCUUUCCUGUCUCAGGAUGAGUCUCAUGACCAUUCAUUUGGACCAAUGUCUGCAUCAGCCAGUGGAAGCAAUCUUUAUGAAGCUGUAAGGCUGGGAGCAGGAUCGAGCAUUAUUGAAAAUCUGCAGUCUCAACUAAAGCUGAGGGAAGGGGAAAUUAGUCAUUUACAGCUAGAAAUUAGCAAUCUAGAAAAAACUCGAUCCAUAAUGUCUGAAGAGCUAGUUAAAUUAACAAAUCAAAAUGAUGAACUGGAGGAGAAAGUGAAAGAGAUCCCCAGGCUUCGAGUUCAGCUACGAGAUUUGGAUCAAAGAUAUAACACUAUUCUGCAGAUGUAUGGAGAAAAGGCAGAAGAAGCAGAGGAACUUCGCCUGGAUCUUGAAGAUGUAAAAAAUAUGUAUAAAACUCAAAUAGAUGAACUUCUAAGACAAAGGCUCAGUUAACUUGUGAAAUUCGUAUUCCCAUCAAACUGAAUGUAAACACUUAAUAUAUAAAUGCAGACUUCCAAUAAAUUCUUUUAUAGAGUUAGAAAA
Molecule: messenger RNA, 3477 nt
Organism: Peromyscus eremicus (cactus mouse)
Lineage: Eukaryota; Metazoa; Chordata; Mammalia; Rodentia; Cricetidae
Gene: Tmf1
Product: TATA element modulatory factor 1
Exons: 17
Coding region: 103-3387 (1094 amino acids)
Cellular component (GO): Golgi apparatus; endoplasmic reticulum
Source: RefSeq, a predicted model, not a curated record